UGUCUUCGUGAAGGUUAAGACCCGUUAGUUGAUUGGCUCGAAGAUGUAGGUCAUCGGGUUAGCUGGAGGGCGGCUCUCUUCGAAUCCGCCAGUCGACGCUUAACUCUGUCGAAGAACGCAUGUGCCUUUCACCAGCUCAACAUGAAAUGGGAUUUAUUUUUUCUACUCCUCAUGAUGAUGGACGUCGGUUGGGUGAGAGGCACCUGUGUCUUUAACUCUGACUUUGGCUUCACGCUCAACUGUAACUUCAAGAAAAGCAGCAUUCUCAGGGUGAGAAACUUAGGCGGAGUCAAAGGAUACGUUGGCCUUGGCUUCAGCGUGGGGGACGAGCUCGCUUUCGCGGAAGCUCUUUCCAACACGGACCCUGACAAAAGACGGUCCACGAACGAUGGCGACAAAGCUUUCGCCGCUAAACAGGGAAAUCAAGGUGAAGGCAGAAGUAACUCCGGUAGGAACCCACUUCUCGCGUGGACCUCGGCAGGCGGGAUGGCCGGCGGUGUACCCGGAGCUCUUCCAGGGGUGAUGCCCGGCAUGGUUCCCGGGGUGAUCGCCCUCAGCCCACCGAUCCCGACCGUUCCUCCCUUCAAACCACUUGGGACAGCUAAAAACAAUUCAGCCCCCGUGCCGCCUUUCUCUGCCCUUCCGCCCUCGAUCGCCCGCAUCCCGACAAUCACGAGACCCCAGGCGUCCACCCAGAUGCCACUGUACCAACUUGCCAACAGCAACAACAUGGUACCGCAGGUUGCCAAUAGGAGAUACCAGAUUGCUUCACCGAGUGCGACGGAGGUGCCGUUAAAGAACAGCAUCGUUGUGGGGAAAGUGAUUGAACCGAUACAGCAGCAGUCGAAGAUGACGGCGCAUACACUCGCUCUGAGGACGUUGAACUCCAAGCCCAAAUCGACAUCGCCUCCAAAAAUCUACGACAUCGACAUCACCAGCCCGACGCCGUUAUUGAUGGGCCAUUCGGUCCAAAGCCUGUCAAAAGCGUCCAACAUCAGCAUCGAGACGUUAGCCGCUGCCCUGAAGUUACGGGAACAGCAGCUACUCGCAUCCCUUACAUCCACGACGACUACCUCUUCGACGACGACGACGACGACGACUACCCCUAGACCUACCAGACCGGCCACCGUGCGGCCCAGAUACCCCCUCGUUGGACCAAACAGGGUCAUGAACGCCCCGAAGGAAUAUUACCCGGUCAGCUACGACAAAAACUACGAUGAUAACUUCACAUCUAAGGUCGAGCUGCCAGACACGUCCUUCAGUUGCGGCGACCAAAAGCAUUUCCCAGGGCUCUACGCAGACGAGGAUUUAGGUUGCAUGGUGUUCCAUGUUUGUGCAUUUACAGAUGAUGGUAUGGUGAUGAAGAGUUUCCUCUGUCCUGAGUCGACGCUCUUUGACCAGAGCAUCCUUAAAUGUAAUUGGUGGUUCUAUGUUGACUGCAAGUCUUCAAACAAGCUCUACGACAGCAACAUACCAAUAUCGAAGAGCUACCAGCUGAUGAAGGCACUUGCCUUCUUCUCGGGAUACAAAAACCAGACGAGCACAAAUAGUGCUUAAUGACAGUACGGCAUUGCUCAAAUGAAUAUUCUAAUCAAAACUUCAGCGAUGGCUAUGCAAGGCCAUAGGAGAAGGUUGGCUAGUUUUCUAUAGACUGAGAGUAUAAUCCCAAAAAAAUUUUCUUUUUCAUAUUUUUAGCUCAAUAAUGGGUAAGCUUACAUAUCAAGUAAUUUAUAUCAAAAAGCUCUCUUGAGAUCUUGCUGAGAUUGUAUUUUAAAAUAGUUUUUUUAUACUUUAAAAUACUUACUAAUUAUGUGAUGUUGAAUGAUGAAAGUAUUUAGUUUUUAAGUUUAGCACUUUUUUACAAGGAGCUUCUGUAUAAAUGAGUGAUGUUAUGUGCUCGUCUUGUAUUUAUUGAAUCCUGUAAAUAAUUUUUUUUUCAUGUUAGUAUGUCCAAUGGACAAUAUGUUAGAACUCAGGAAUAAUACAGUUGUAGAUAAAUAAACUCUGUUUUAUUGUA
Cimex lectularius (bed bug) is the source of this 2017-nucleotide messenger RNA. RefSeq lists its product as uncharacterized. The record is from RefSeq and is a predicted model, not a curated record. The coding region runs from base 142 to 1557 and encodes 471 amino acids. The transcript is spliced from 6 exons. NCBI's taxonomy places the organism in Eukaryota, Metazoa, Arthropoda, Insecta, Hemiptera, Cimicidae. Gene Ontology annotation, molecular function: chitin binding. Gene Ontology annotation, cellular component: extracellular region.